GGGACUGAGAAUGCCCGUGUUGUACUGACACAGUAGCGAUACGGGCUGAGCAGACAUGGAGGCCCGAUUAACGAGAGAGGCCCGUGCUGACACAUCCAGGCCCAGCUAACGGCGAGUCGGAGUGGACUUUGGAGCAUCUCUGGAAUUAUUACGGAUACCAGUCGCUGUAAGGAAAAGGGAAUUUAGGACAGAGGAAGAAGAAAUAGAGGGAGAUCCAUUUCGGGUCUCUGUUGAUUCAACGCAGCCGCCAUUUUGUUGACACACUUGGAAGAAAAAAAAAAUGUGGCCACCACGUUGAUACACACGAAGGGAGGACACAGAGCAAAAUAAUGUGAACACCGUUUCUGAUCGAUUACAGAGUUGAAGGACGGAGAAAGAGGGCUGGACAGCCGAGGAAGGGAGAGAAGCCACCUCAAAACAAGGAGUGCUUCGCCCUCAGCGUUAUCCCCCUCCUCCCUUUUCCCUCUAAAACCUCCCCACUAACAGAAACUCUACCUGUUUUCACAACAUUCUCUCCCUAGUAAAUCUCAACACCCCUUAACGUUCUGAUGGAUCAGAAGAUUCAAGGGGGAACUGCAUCUCCAUCCCCUCUUCUUGCGGGUGCUCCCACAGGGGAGCGGGAGAAGGAAGGAGGGGGUGGAAAGAAAGAAGAAGAAGAGGAUAAGAAGAGAGACAGAGAGAAGGAGGGAGCUGGGACUGUCCCUACAGGAGGUGCAGGAGGUGCAGGAGCAGGUGGGCCAGGAGGUCCUGGCGGUGACCAGUCCCACUUCUCCAUCAAAGAAAGCAGCUUGUCUGAAGGCAAUGUCAAACUCAAAAUAGGCCUUCAGGCAAAGCGCAUGAAGAAGCCCCCGAAGAUCUUGGAGAAUUAUGUGUGCAGGCCUGCCUUCAGGGCCACUGUGAGGCAUACUUCUCGUGGAGGAGGCGGUACUAAAGCGAACCGCGCAGCAGCUACAAGUGAUGGGACAGGCAGUCAGAACCCGAGUCCUACACAAGCCAGGGACAAAGAGAGGGAACAGAGUCCCUGUGUCAACAAACCAGCCUCUUCAGCAACUCCCUCUGCUAAAGCACCUACACCACCUCCACCUGCGCCUCCUUCUGCCAGCACUACCACCCCAUCACCUUCCCAAGUGAAUGGGAGUGCCCCAGCAAAAAAGGGUCUACCAAAGAUUGAUUGCAAGUCUGAUACAAAGCCAGACACAAAGUCAGCCACCACCAUAUCUGAGAGACCCCUUAAUUUGCACCGCUCUCCCCCAGACAGCAAAACACAUCCCUCUGGAAAGAAAACACCCACUCCACAAUCUAACCCCCGGACAGCUUCGCCUUCUCCACCUUUACCUGCAUCAAAAGAACCCAUCUUUGAAGGUGUCAAACCUCCUCAAUACACCUAUAGCACUGAAAGUCAGCGAGACAAAGACAAAAAUGUUCAAAACUGGGGAGCCCCCACGGUCACUGAGAAAUUAGCUCAACUCAUAGCAACUUGUCCACCAUCAAAGACUACUAAACCAAUCAAACCUGCAAAGAUCGAACCGUCUCCCCCUCUCCCCAGCUCAGGCUUCAUGGCCCCCACUGCCAAGCAGCGAGACAGGGCUAUGGCCAACAGAAAUACAUAUUCAAGAAUGGUUCACCUAUCUCCACCACCUCCAGUGUCACGACCGCCUGGUCGGCCCUAUGGUUCUAGAAACAAAGAUAGUGUUUUAGACAGUUCAUCUCCUCUUGCACCUUUGAGAAAGGAGGAUACAGAUGGGGCUGGGAAAUCUAGUAGCAGCAACAACAUCAGCAGCAACAUUAACAGCAGCAACAGCAGUAGUCGCAGCAGCAGCCCAGCACUCUCCUAUGGCAAUAACCGCCUAUCUGCCAUGUCAAAGGACAGCAACACUGACAACAGCAGCAGUAGCAACGCUAAGCCACAGUCACGUCCUACUCACUGCAUACCCCACACCACAUCUUCACCAUCUUGCCCCAUUUCUUCAUCCUCCUCAAUUAACACCUCAGGUGAGCAGAGAACAGUGAGUGCAGUGAGUCAUCUAGGCUCUCCUGCUCCCUCACAAGGACACCAUGGGCGAGACAGUCCUGCCUUAGCAGAGGAGAGUAGUGCAAGUGAGAGGGAGCAGGACGGAGACAGCCCCAGAGACUUAACCAAGUGCCCUCCUCCCACAAUAUCAGGAAAGUCAGAGGGGAAAGACAAGGGGGCUAGUAAUCAAUCACUGCGAGUUGAAAGGGGGAAGAGCUCUAGUCCAAGUAAGCGGAGUCCCAACCGGGACAAUAGUCGACCUGGUCGGAACAGCAGUCCCCCUGAGCCUUUAAGACAAAGGGCACCUUCUCCACUAGAGCCAGAUUGUGAUGAUGAAAGCCCACACACACCUCUUAGAGAUGAUUCUCCUGAUUCAUCCAUAGAUUCUCCCGCAGAGCAGGACAGCAAACCCCUUAAAAAACGCAGAGGAAGGAAACCCCGCUGGUCUCGUUUUAUGGGCAAGAGUCAAAGAGCAGAUGAUGACAGUCCCUUUGACCAGGACAAAACCAACAUGCCUUUAUGUACAAGCUUGGACACAACCCCACCGGCUAAACGACCUGUAGGCCGGCCUCCCAACCCAAAUAAGGUAAAACCAAAUCCUGUGCCACAAAGUCCAGUGUCACACUUCUUCCCAGGCCAACCUAAGAAAAGGGGAAGGCCCAAGUCAAAAAUGCCAAGACUUGAUGCCCCCGCUCGUGGGCGACCCCCAACUAAGCUGGCCCCCUCCAAAGUAUUUUCUUCUUUUCUGAAGUCAAAAGAAGAGCAGGAUCCCCCUGUUCUUCACCCAGAGGUAGACCUCAACCCCCCUAAACCUAUUCCUAGAAAACGUGGACGUCCCAAGCGCCUUCCACCUACUUUACCCCAGGAGAGUCAGCCUCCUACAUUGGCUCCAGAGUCAGGGGAUAUGGGAGAUAAAAAAUUCCGCAGCAAAGGAAAUGGUCAGCUUAUCAUGAAAACUAUCAUAGGCAAGAUCAAUAAGAUGAAAAGUGUGAAACGGAAGCGUAUCCUCAGCCAAAUCCUCUUAGGCCCAAGAACAGAGGAAGCCCCUAAAAGUUCCACAAGCACAGUAGUAGGCAAUGUGGAAGCCACAACCCAGUCACUGUCAUCUCUAGCUGCUUCAUUUGGAGGGAAACUAGGGCCACAAAUUAAUGUAAGCAAAAAGGGUACAAUAUACAUGGGAAAGAGAAGAGGCCGUAAGCCGAAAAUGAUGUCCAAUGCCACAACUUCAACGCCACCACCUGAACCAUUCCUGUCCCCGAGUACCACCUCUCCUCUCCAUCAUCAUCCGUCACAGUCCCAGCAGCACCAGCACCUCUCCUCUUCAGAGGUUUUCCCCUCCCCCUCCCUUUCACAGUCUAGUGGAGGCCACAGUCCCAUCAGCGAUGCCAGCUUUGUGGAACCAGGCUCAGUGCACUUUGGAGGUCACUCUCACUAUUCGAACCCUCAUCACAGCCACAGCUCCUUUUCCUUCCCUCCUCCAACCUUUUCUGCCCCUAAUCCUCGCAACCCAGGGCUGGGCUCAUCAUCAAUGACGUCAGCAGCUUCCCAGAAAAAAUCAUCUUGUCGUGGGUACCAUCACCACCAUCACCAUUACAGACAGCACUAUCACUAUCAUAAACUUUCCCCCCCUAGGCCGCUCCAUCCCACCUCCCCCGCCCCCCUCAGUGAGCUAAAAGAAGCUACUCCAUCACCAGUCAGUGAGUCACAUAGUGAGGAGACAGUGCCAAGUGACAGUGGUAUAGGAACAGACAAUAACAGCACCUCUGACCGUGGUGAGAAAACGGGCGGUGCAAGUGGCUUGGGUGCAAUUGGGAUUCCACCUGGGAUGGGCGGUGGAUUAUUAAUGCCAGGGGUCAUUGGUUCAGCUUUGGGACCAGGGAUGGGCCUUAACUCCAGAGGCAGGCGGCGACACUCUGCUGUGCUUAUGGAACAUCCCUCACCCUCUCCAUCACCUCAUGGAGCAAGGUCAUCCCCCGAUCCCAGAAGACCUCAUCCAGCAGCUCCUGCCUCUUCCCUAAUGGGACAUAAAGAGAAACAUAAGCACAAAUGUAAGCGCCGGAGCCAUGGGUGUCCUGGCUACGACAAGCUAAAGAGACAGAAGAGGAAACGCAAGAAGAAGUACCUUCAGCUGCGCUCCCGGCGACACGAUCCAGACUUUCUCGCUGAGCUUGAGGAGAUUGUGGUGAGACUGAGUGAGAUACGUAUAGCACAUCGUACAACAGGGCAUCGGCUUGGCAGUGGAAUAGGCCUGGCAGCAGGACCAAGUAGAGUUCCAGGCAUGGGGAGCAGGGCCCCUGGCUUAGGAGGAACAACUGGCCCUCCACCACAUCAUUAUGUCCAUAGGGAUCUCCUCCCUACGAUCUUCAGGGUUAACUUUGGUAGUUUCUACUCCCAUCCUGCUUACUCCUGUGACCCACUGCAUUAUGUUCGUAAACCAGACUUGAAGAAGAAACGGGGACGACCUCCCAAACUGAGGGAGUCCAUGUCUGAGGUACCAUUUGUACCUGGGCUUGGAUUCCCACUCUCCAGUGGUGGCUUCUAUCACCCUUCUUACAGCGUCCCCUAUUCCUCUGGGCCCCUGGGGUUGGGCUAUUACAGAGGUUAUCCUCCAGCUAGUGCUCUUUACCCCCACCCACACCACCAGUCACCCCACACGGCCCCAUCACACCACUCCCAUCACUCACCGUCUUUCCCUCCUCCUCCACCCACUUCUUACAUGCACCAUCACCAUCCCUCACAUCUCCUACUAAACCCCUCCAAAUUUCACAAGAAGAAACAUAAGCUACUCAGACAGGAGUACCUGGGAGGAGGAAGGUCCCCUGUCUUGUACCCACCCAUGUCCUCUGAGCUCUCUUUUAACUGGCACCAUAAGCAUAAACACAGACAUAAACACAGAGACCGCUGUGCUGAGGAGGAUAGGGAUGAAGGUGCAAGAGGGGGAUCAGGGAGCCGGGCUAAUGCAGGUAUUUCUGACAGUGGAACAUCAGGGAAGGGAGAUCGAAUUGGCAGUCUGGGUAUGGCAGAAUCUUUGCAACGAUGCCGCUUUGGACGAGACACCUCCAGCAGCGGUGCCAGCAAGCAAGCAGCCACCACAUCAGCCAAUUCUCCCUCUUCUUCUUCAUCUUCAUCUGCAGACAGGUACAAGCGCAAAGAAAGCUCUAUGUCCUGCCUAGGGCCCUCCAGGCUUGCACUAGGCAGCAGCUCAAAAGGCCACCACCCAGUAGAGUCCUGGUUCAGGAUGGGCAGCACUGAGGCAGACUACUCUAAACUUUCACGGAGUCAUGUGGCGCCUGGCCAGGGCCCCUUCUCAGAUGGACGGGCUGAGGACCCAGCGGGUUGCUCAGACAGUGAGGAUGAGGAGCCUCUUACACCCACAGAGGAUGUAGAACCUGGAGCCCACGAUUCUCCUAACCUUACAAAUUUGUUUGCUUCUGCUCUCACCCGCACUACUAUGAAGGGGAGCAGGAACAGAAAGACUGAAGCACCCUCAGAGACCUCCAGCUUUUCUCGCAUGGAUCGGACAAUAAGGAAGGACCGUUCAACAUCAGCAGAGAGGAGAGAGUUAGGAUCAUCAGCUAUUCAGGCAAGAGGUGGUGCCCUCUCAACUACUGAAGGGCCUGAAGGAUCACUGCACCACCGGCAGCAACACCAUCACCAAACAUCUCUGUUUCACUCCCACGGAUCGGCGUCCUCCGCCUGCCUCUCCCCCUCCCAGGACUGCUGCCUGAAUGCCUCCCUGCCCCACCACUCCCAUCGAGCACAGCCAUCCAAACACAGCCUGCACCACGUCAACAAAAUCCUACGUGCCAAGAAGCUGCAGAGACAGGCUCGCACAGGAAACAAUGUGGUGAAGAAGAGGGUCCCUGGGCGUCCUAGGAAGCACCCACUGCCCUCCCCGCCGCCAUCUCCGCCCCCUGUGAUGGAGCUGAGUCAGAACCGGCACAGGGACAGAGAAACUGAGCGGCCGGCAGGGGCCAGAGGGUGGGAAGGGGACACUGUGACAGACGCCAUUGAGUCUGUAGUCCAAGGCCAGCGGAGGAAAGGCCAGAAGAGGAAGCACUGGGAGAGAGAUGGAGAUGAAGAAGAGGAGGAGCUAGAGGAAGGGGAGGUAGAAGAGAGUGAAGAGCGAUUGCCAGAAAGAGAGGAGAACUUGGGCAACCUGGUGCCAAGGGCCAAAGGUGGGACUGGAAGAAACUGGCUUACACAAGAUGAGAUCCAGCACUUUCAUGGCUCAAUGGAAGCCAAGCCAGAUGGCCACUGUUCCCCCGAACGCCCAGGCACCGUCCCCAGGGAACAAGCUCCACCCAUGCCCAUAACCAGCCAACGGGAGAAGAGAGCAGCCCGACCUCCAAAGAAGAAGUUUCAGAAGGCUGGAUUGUACUCAGAUGUGUACAAGACUGAGGACCCCCGGAGUCAGCUACUGCAGCUAAAGAAAGAAAAGCUCGAAUACAUACCUGGAGAGCAUGAGUAUGGAUUGUUUCCGGCACCAAUACAUGUUGGGAAGUACCUGAGACAGAAGCGCAUUGAUUUCCAGUUGCCUUACGACAUCUUAUGGCUGUGGAAACACGAUCAGCUUUACAAGAGGCCUGAUGUCCCCCUUUAUAAAAAGAUCAGAUCCAAUGUCUAUGUAGAUGUGAAGCCUCUUUCUGGUUAUGAAACAACAAUGUGCAACUGCAGAACUCCUGAGGACCACACUGAAAAAGGCUGUCUGGACGAUUGCCUAAACAGGAUGAGCUUUGCAGAAUGCUCUCCCAGCACAUGUCCAUGUGGUGAUCAGUGUGACAACCAGCACAUCCAGAGACACGACUGGGUCCAGUGUCUGGAGCGGUUCCGUGCCGAGGGCAAGGGGUGGGGCAUCCGCACCAAGGAGUCUCUGCGCUCUGGACAGUUUAUCAUUGAGUACCUGGGAGAGGUGGUUAGUGAGCAAGAGUUCAGGAGCCGUAUGAUGGAGCAGUACUUCUCCCACAGUGGCCACUACUGUCUGAACUUGGAUAGCGGCAUGGUUAUUGACAGCUACCGAAUGGGCAAUGAGGCUCGCUUCAUAAACCACAGCUGUGAACCCAACUGUGAGAUGCAGAAGUGGUCAGUGAAUGGUGUGUACAGAAUUGGUCUCUUUGCUCUCAAAGACAUCAGCAGCGGUACUGAGCUCACCUACGACUACAACUUCCAUUCCUUCAACACAGAAGAGCAGCAAGUGUGUAAGUGCGGCUCAGAGAGCUGCCGGGGCAUUAUCGGAGGGAAGAGCCAGCGCAUUAACGGCCUGCCCGGGAAGACAGGAGGGACCCGGCGGCUGGGGCGACUAAAAGAGAAAAGGAAGUCCAAACACCAGCUCAAAAAACGAGAAGAAGAGUCAAGUGACAGCAACAAGUUUUACCCUCACCUCAUGAAGCCUAUGUCCAACCGAGAGAGGAACUUUGUGCUGAAGCACCGAGUGUUUCUCCUGAGGAACUGGGAGAAGAUGAGGGAGAAGCAGGAGUUGCUGAAGAGAGAAGGAGAAAGAGAAAGGGACACCAGCAGCCUGUCCAUGUACACCCGCUGGGGAAGUGUAAUCCGAGACGACGGCAACAUUAAGUCAGACGUGUUCUUGACGCAGUUCUCGGCCCUGCAGACGUCGCGAUCGGUCCGCACACGGAGGCUCGCUGCUGCCGAGGAAAACACGGAGGUCACACGCACUGCUCGCCUCGCACACAUCUUCAAGGAGAUAUGUGACAUGAUCACCAGCUACAAAGAUUCAGCUGGCCAGACGCUUGCUGCUCCACUGGUAAACCUCCCAUCCAGAAAGAGGAACAGCCAGUACUAUGAGAAAGUGUCGGACCCUCUGGACCUGAGCACCAUCGAAAAGCAAAUCCUCACCGGCCACUACAAGACUGUUGAAGCGUUCGACACGGACAUGCUCAAAGUGUUCCGCAAUGCUGAGAAAUACUACGGCAGGAAAUCAUCAGUAGGCAGGGAUGUGUGCCGGCUGCGAAAAGCCUACUACAGUGCUCGCAAUGAGGCUGCUGUCCAGAUCGAUGAGAUAGUGGGCGAGACUGCCAGCGAGGCCGACAGCUCAGAUUCGCUGGAGCGCGAUCAUGGCCAUCACCAUGGAUCGGGCGAGCCAGGUUCCCAUGACAAGGACGACGAUGUCAUCCGUUGCAUCUGUGGAAUGUACAAGGACGAAGGCCUGAUGAUCCAGUGUGAAAAGUGCAUGGUCUGGCAGCACUUUGACUGUAUGCGGCUAGAGACUGAGGUGGAACACUACCUGUGUGAGCUGUGUGAACCUCGGCCAGUGGACAGGGAAGUUCCAAUGUUACCACAGCCCAGCUACGCACAGGCCGGCUCCAUCUACUACAUCUGCCUCCUUAGAGACGACCUGCUGCUACACCAAGGUGACUGUGUGUAUCUGAUGAGAGACAGCAGACGCACACCUGAGGGCCAGCCUGUCAGGCAGUCUUACCGUCUCCUGUCUCACAUCAACCGAGACAAACUCGACAUCUUCCGAAUUGAAAAACUCUGGAAGAAUGAAAAGGGUGAGCGGUUUGCCUUUGGCCAUCAUUAUUUCCGUCCUCAUGAGACACACCAUUCUCCAUCACGGCGGUUCUACCAGAACGAGUUGUUCCGCAUGCCCCUGUACGAGAUCAUCCCUCUAGAGGCAGUGGUGGGAACCUGCUGUGUCCUCGAUCUUUACACGUACUGCAAGGGACGGCCAAAGGGUGUGAAAGAGCAAGACGUCUACAUUUGUGACUACCGCUUGGACAAGUCGGCUCACUUGUUCUACAAGAUUCACCGGAACCGCUACCCAGUCUGCACCAAGCCAUAUGCCUUCAACCACUUCCCCAAGCGGCUCACACCCAAAAGAGACUUCUCGCCCCACUAUGUUCCUGACAACUACAAGAGGAAUGGUGGCCGCUCAGCGUGGAAGAGCGAACGACCCAAAGGAGAGGGAGGCUGCGAGGAUGACGGCUCCUCCUGCGACCGUGGCGACGACUUCCCACCCGAGGCUGAAGACGGGAGAGGAGUGGAGGACGACAUGGACAUGGCUCCUGAGGAUCCUGAGCUUCUCUCAGGCAAGCCCAGACGAGUGUCGCACGGGAAGGGAGACGAGGAUGAAGACGAGGAGGAGGAGGAAGAGGAAGGGCAGGAACCCGAGAAGCGCAAAGAGAUGGAGGACAGCUCAGCAGAGAGGAUAGGAGAGAUGCUGGAGCUCCCGUCAUCAUCAGCCUCCUCACCGUUACACCACCCGGCGCUGGGCCGGAGGGAGGCCCAGAGGGAGCGGCUCAACAAGAUUUUGUUGGAUCUGCUGCACAGAACACCCAGCAAGAAUGGUGAGGGACCGGGCACGAAGCAGGGGGCCAUAGAUGUCACUUAUCUCCUGGAGGAGGGUGCAGGGCGGCGGCUACGGCGACGGACGCUUGGAUUCGGUGAUUUUGUGGGCAGAAAAUAAUGUUGCUACGUGCCUGGCAAGCACUCAGCCUUUUCACUUUAUGAGCAAGGGGCAGAAAAUGGAGAGACAGCGAGAAGGGAAAUGAGCAUUGUUGGCUAUCCGACCAUUAAGGACCACAAUGCGUCCCUGGGGGCCUCUUCCAGUUUACCUCUUCCAAGACUGUCAUCUCAAUCUGAGAGGGUAGGGUGGGGUGGGGGUUCGGAAGCGCUGACUCCAUGGCAAUUUCAGCUUUUCAGGAGUACUCAAGGAGCGCCAAGAGAGAGCUGACCCAGACUUCUUGCUUAUUUAUUAAUAUGAUGCAAAAACUGUUUUUAAAAAUGAACAUAGGAGAAAUAACCCAUGCACUUAAAUGCAUUGAACUUUUCAGACAUGGGCGAACAAAUUCCGAUAGCAAGCAUCAGAAAUGAAACAAGUGGUACUGCAUAGGGAUGGAUAGAGGGAGGAGUUGUUUCAGUCAGUGUGAAUGAGAAUGCUGGAGAAUUGUUCCCCCUAGUGGGAACUUGCUGCAAUGACAAAAUGUAACAAAUGAGAAGAGAUCUGCGCCAGGACUGGAGAAAUAAAAAUGGCAUAGGAGAAAUGUAAGAUGAGCAGUGUGCUCAGAUGCUGCUCAUGAGUCAAGGGUGGUGAACUGCACUUUUGGUACCAUGGAUAUUGUGAAGCUCUGUGUAAUGUAUCUAUAAUGGAAACACACUAACACUCACAGUAUUGGAUGAUGCAGUCUGAAAAAAGUAAGUUAAAAAAAAAAAGUCUAUUAUCUUUUUCCUCUUAUACUGUAACUCAUUUAGGAACAGAGGGGGUCAUGGGGAGGGUAGGGGCUCUGUUUGUUUUUAGAGUAAGGGAGGGUGGAGUGUGCGCUUUCGUCAGUUAAAGUGUCUUGUUGAGGUUUUAAUUUUUUUAUUUUUUCGUGAGGCAGUCAGCUUCGCCCCUCUUUUUGAAGUAACAUGAUUCACCAGCUUAACUAAAUCAGGCGGGGGGACACUGGCUUUAACUGUACCGCCUUACACAGCCGUGCUCUCCAACUGCCUUGCGUGAGAGUGUGCGUGCGUGCACACUUAUUGUGUGUCUGUACUCUGCCAGAUUUCUUGAAGAUAUACCUUUUUAAAAAAAAAAUGAAAAAAAAAAUUUAAGGGCUCGAUGGCAAUUAACAGUUUUAAGAAAACUAUGGAAAACAAUACUUAACAUGAAAUGUAUCGUGAUGGUCAUAUUUUCUUAUAUUCUGUGAUACGGGUGGGCGGUGUAUACUGUAUAUUGGGAAGGGAGGGGACUUCAGAUUUUUUCUUUUCUUGUCUUUCGACUAUGUUCCUGAUUGCCAUGGAGAAUGUUUUAAAAGAAAUUGUGAUAUUUGAUGAGAUUUCUUUUUUCCCCAAAAUGCCUCUGCUAAAAAGGGACACCCUGCAAUGUCCCAGUGCGGUAAACUGACAGAGAAAUGAUGAGAAUGAGACACUGACAGAGGGCGAGAGGGAAAAGGAAGCUGUACAGUGCCAAGUUAUGUAUAUACACACACUUUACAUUGAGGAGUGUCUCCAAAAGCAAUAUCUUGAAAAUGGAUUUUGUUUAUUAUUGUACUGUACAGAACUCAGCCCUAAAUGUAUUAUGAUUAUUAUAAUAAUGAUAAUAUUAUAAUUUCUUCCGUUUGUAUUACUAUAAUGAAGACACUUAAGCUCGGAGGAAAAUGAUUUUUUUAAUGUCCAUAAAAUCUCACCAUAGCUGUCCUGACGACAUAAAAACUUAAGCUGAGUUUUUGUUGCCUAUAAAUGAAAUUCAUCUAUGUACUGCAUGAGCGAGAAGAAUGUCAAACGGACACAGAAGGCAUUGGGACAUGACAGUGACUUAGCAACGACAUCUUUGUCACUGAAUAUUGUUAAUAAUAUAACUUUUAAGGAGAAAAUGUCCUCCUUGUUUUUUGCUGCAAAGUGUUGAACACUAAAAAAACAAACCAACAUAAAAAUGUUAAGAUAUUUUUAAAUGGUGACAGAAACAAAAGUAAAGCUGUCAGCCCGAUAUCAUGUUUUAUUUUUUCUUUUCUUUCAAAUAGGAAAUGGUUCCGUUUUGUGAUAGCAGUCAUUGUAUGAUGCUUGUACUUGUAUUUGUGUGUUUUGUGUGAUUCGUUUAGUUAUUUUUAGACAAUCACAAAAUAAGAUGCAAGCAUUGUAAAUGGCAGACUGGCAGACAUUUUGUGAUGUGUACAGUUUGUCAAAAACUUCUUCCACUCGUUAAAAGUUUGUAAUUAUGAUUCUUAAGUCAUGAAAAAUGCUGUUGGUUUUUACUUUUUGUUUUAUAUUUGUUUUUUGUUUGUUUGUUUUUUUAAUAAAAAGCACUACAUUAUUGUGAAUACA
Messenger RNA from Sphaeramia orbicularis (orbiculate cardinalfish), 11770 nucleotides. It is a transcript of the gene ash1l, whose product is annotated as ash1 (absent, small, or homeotic)-like (Drosophila). The coding region runs from base 549 to 9434 and encodes 2961 amino acids. Gene Ontology annotation, cellular component: nucleus; nucleoplasm. The transcript has 27 exons. Gene Ontology annotation, molecular function: histone H3K4 methyltransferase activity; DNA binding; protein binding. The record is from RefSeq and is a predicted model, not a curated record. Lineage: Eukaryota; Metazoa; Chordata; Actinopteri; Kurtiformes; Apogonidae. Gene Ontology annotation, biological process: regulation of DNA-templated transcription.